Molecule: messenger RNA, 1476 nt
Organism: Penicillium hordei
Lineage: Eukaryota; Fungi; Ascomycota; Eurotiomycetes; Eurotiales; Aspergillaceae
Exons: 5
Coding region: 1-1476 (491 amino acids)
Source: RefSeq, a predicted model, not a curated record
AUGAAGGCAGACCCCACUGCUUCACCGCAGGUGAAGCGCAAGACCACACAGAAGCUCGAGGAGCCUAGUAUCUCGGAAAGCAUCCUUCAGCCUCGGACUGGAGAUGCUCCAGUCAAAACACCGGGUGAUGAUCAUGAACAAGCGAAAGGGUCAUUGAUCAAGGUUGAGAAACCUGACCUUGAUAUGAUAGAUAGUCUUGAAGAUCAGAAUGCCGCUACUGGUAUUAAUCAGAAACCAUCCUCCGAGGAUAUCGAUAUGCCCUUCGCCUCCAAAAUCGACCCCACUGAGCCACACAUCAAGAUUGAAAUCCGGAUCCUGAUUUGGCAACUCGUCUUGAAGACCAGAAGCCAGCUACUGGUGUCAAACGUGAUCCAUCCUGCGAUGCUACUGAGAUGCCGCUGGCCCCUACAAGCAACUCAACUAAACCAUCGAUCAAGGUUGAGAAAUCUGAUCCUGAUUCAGAAGUUCGCCUUGAAGACCAGAAGGCAGCUACUGGUGUUAACUGGUAUUGAGGAACAGGAUUCCGCCACUGGUAUCAAACAAGAUCCAUCUUGUGAUGAUUCUAAGAUGCCAUUGGCCCCCAAAAUUGACCCAAAUGAACUGACGGCCAAUUUUGACCACUCCGACUCUAAGCACAGUCUCAUCUCCUUCGAUUCCCAAGAUCUUUUGGAAGAGACACGUACUCAGAAUCGCCCUGAUUCUUCGGACACAAAGCCAGAAGACCAGCUCAGCCUCAUGUGUUUCAAGCAAUUGGGAAAGGAACUAAAGCCCGGCGAAAGGCUACCGGAUUGCCAAAUUACCCAUGGAAGCUCUUCCAGUUGUAACCAUUGUUUAGGAGAGCAUUCUAGAUGUGACAUACUCCCAUAUAAUCUGACAAAUGACUUGUCACAACUGAAGCAUGAGAUGAACAAGGCUUUGGAUGUGGGUGAGGCCAUUGAAGAAAAGAAAUGGUUCUACGAUACAUACCAGAAUGUUUCCCGGGGAAUUAAUCAACAAUCCGCCGGGCCCAGCGCAUCAUGUAAGAACGCAGACAGGACCAGAUUGAGAAAACGAGAAUACCACCAGAAGAACGCGGACAUUUUCAGGCUGAGGAAACGAGAAUACCGCCAGAAGAAUGCAGACAGGAUCAAAUCGACAUCACGAGAAUACUACCAGAAGAACGCAGACAGGAUCAAAUCGACAUCACGAGAAUACUACCAGAAGAACGCGGACAGAAUCAAAUCAAGAAGACAAGAAAGAGGACGUAAAGUGAAAGAAAAUCUGUCAAUGCAGAAGCCAGAGGCCCGGCUUAAACAAGAGGUCGUCCAUCUCAAGCAAGAAACCCGGCUUAAGCAUGAAGUUGUGCACCUCAAGGAAGAGGCCCGGCCCAAGCAAGAGAUGAAGCUCAAGCAAGAGAGCCAGCUCAAGCAAGAGACACAGCUCAAGCAAGAAACCCGGCUUAAGCAGGAAGUUUUCCAGCUCAAGGAAGAGGCCUAG